This is a messenger RNA of Chlorella variabilis, 2460 nucleotides long. RefSeq lists its product as hypothetical. The coding region runs from base 1 to 2460 and encodes 819 amino acids. The transcript is spliced from 6 exons. NCBI's taxonomy places the organism in Eukaryota, Viridiplantae, Chlorophyta, Trebouxiophyceae, Chlorellales, Chlorellaceae. Gene Ontology annotation, biological process: mitotic cell cycle. The record is from RefSeq and is a predicted model, not a curated record.
AUGAGCGAGGGCAAGGGCGCUGCGGUGCCACGGGUGCUGGAGGAUGUGGUUGCAUGCAUUCUGGGCGUUUCAAAUGCCAAGGCCGCCAUCACGGCCCGCAUCGACAAGCACGGCGGCCGGGUGGCAGCACGGCUCGGCAAGGACGUGAGCCACAUUGUGUGGGAGCGGCGGCACUCUCGCCGCCCCUCGGAUAAGGCCGCCGAUGAGGCCGAGCUGCUUGAGCUGUUCCACAAGCUGGAGAAGAUGGACUACCCACCGGUGGUGGUGUCGCCGCUGUGGGUGGAGGAGUCUAUCAAGGCGGGGCGCCGCCUGGUGGAGCGCAAGUACCUGGUGAAGAAGCCGACUGAGUCGCUGCUGGGACGCACUCCCGGCACCGCCGGCGCCGCUAAGAAGCGCAAGCGCCCCGCGGCGGCCCCGCUGCCAAAGCCGGCAGAAGCUUACGACAUCGACGACCUUAACUUCAGCAGCACGCAGCAGAUACAGGGACAGGGAGGGCAGGAUGAGGCAGCCGUGGUCCCCAGCGGCACUGCGGUCGGGGAUGGCGAGGUGACUAGCCCGCGCGGCGGUGCCCCCGCCAAGCAGCAACGCGGCGCCGCCGGCAGGGGCGCCAAGAAGCAGCAGGCCAGGGGCAUGCCGACUGUGGUGGAGCUGCUGAGUGAUGAUGAGGAGGAAGGCUGGCAGCAGGAGGAACCGCAGCAGGGGGCGCCGCCGCCGCUGCAGCAAGCUGGCAAAAUCGGCACCGAAACGCAAGCGGUGGCCAACAUCCUCACAAUCGACCUGCCAGACGACUGCCACCUGGGCCGCACGCCGGGCGGCGGCAGCGCUGGCACUGGCGGCGCCGCGGAGGACGAGGAGGAUGAUCUGGAUACGCCUCUAGCCCUGCGCAUAGCGAGAAGCAGCGCGGAGCGGGCCCGGGGGUGGGCCUCUGGCGGCAGUAGCGGCGGCGGGCGGCUCGGCGCUCCGGCGCCUGCUGCUGGUGCAGCCGACGGCGGCGCCGCCGCCGACAAGCGCAGCAGGCUGGCCCUGGCUUCUGGGCCUUGCGAGCAGGCAGAGGAGCAGGCAGCAGUGGAUGAUGCCGGGGAGGCAGAGGGCAUGCAGGUGGAUGAGCAGGCGGCCCACCAGGAUGAGCAGCACCUGGAUGAAGCUUCCCCCCAGCACCUGCCCGAUGGGGCGCCACGGGAGCAGCAGGCUGCAGAGCAGCAGGCGACGGGGGCCGUCAGGGCGGCGGCAGCGGUCAAGGGUGUGGCCGAGCGCUUCAGCGUGCGCCAGCUGGUGCGGCACCCCGAGCGGCCAGUGCUUGUGCACAAGGGGACGCCCCUGGCCGCUUCCCUCCCUCCCUCGCCAGCGGAAACCAAGCCUGCUGACCCUAUCCCCAUCCCGGUGGUGGAGCGUGUGGCCAGUCCCUGGGCCCUGGCUGAGCAGGGGCCCACGCAGAGCCCCGCCUCGCAGCCAGAUGGGACGGCAGGCAAGCCAGAGGCCUCUGGCAGGGCGAGCCUGGGCCGGCCCAAGGCAGGCGGGCGCCGCAGCCUGCUGGGUGUGAGCAACAUGCGGAGCAUCGGCGGCAGCGGGGCCACGCCCUCCAGCGCGGUUCGUCCGCCGCCGGGAGGGGAGGGCAAGCUGCCCACUCCCUGGUCCACGCUGCGACCCUGGGACGGCAAGGCCGCAGCGCAUGAGGCAGCAGCAGCGGCGGCCAGCGGGGAUGAGAACCAGGGGGGCUCUUGUGAACCCCAGCAGCAGCAGCAGCCGCAGCAGGCUGGGCCCGGUGUGGGGCCGGGCCCGCAGCAGGAAGAGGCGCAGCUCUCUGGCGACCGGCUGCCUCAGCAGCAGCGUGCGGCGCCACCAGCCGGUUCCACUGGCCCCGGGCCCACCCAUGGCUGUAUCGCCCUCACAUCUGUGGACGCCGCUGUCGUGGACCUGGCCCGCUCCGCCACCCGGCGUCUGCGGGGCCUGCGCGUGUGCCCCGAGGGGCGCGAGGAGGGGCAGGUGACGCACCUGGUGAUCGGCGGCGAGCGGCGCACGCUGAAGCUGAUGCUGGCUGUGGCCAACGGCGCCUGGCUGCUCAGCCCGCAGUGGGUCACGGCGUCGCUGGAGGCGGGCAGGUGGCUGCCGGAGAGCCAGUUCCCGGCAAAGGUGCGUUUCGAGGCGGCGGCGGAGCGGGCGCGCAGCCUGCUGGAGGUGCUGGAUGCGCAGCCGCUGCUGCACGACCGCGCCGUGUAUGUGCACCUGCCCGAGAAGGCGCGCAAGCUGAUGGCGGCCAACGUGGCGGCCCUCAAGCGGGUGCUGGCGGUGCUGGGCGCCAAGGUUGCCCCGCCAAAGUCGUGCAACCUGUGCAUCGUGGUGGGCGGCGGCGCCCGCCCGCCCCACAUCCCCAAGAAGGCGCUGUGCGUGAAGGAGGAGUGGCUGCUGCAGGCGGCGGAGCGCUUUGAGCUGCCGGCGCUGGAAGAGUAUGCGCUGGAGUGA